AUGAGUACUACAACGGGCGUCCUUCAGCUCACGGCAGCGUUCACAAUCUGGGGUUUCAUUCCCAUCUAUUGGAAGCAGCUCGAAUCGACGCCCGCGCUUCAGCUCGUGUGCCACCGCCUCGUCUGGUCUUGUCUCGUCCUCGUUCUCUGGCUGCUGUGCUUUGGCCAUCGCAAGGCCUUUCUGAGGGCAAUUGCCAGCCGCCGCGUCCUCGGUACGUACCUCCUCUCGAGUCUCUUCGUCACUGGCAAUUGGCUCAUCUGUAUUUGGGCCAUGAACACUGGCUACAUCGUCGAGGCGAGCCUCGGCGCGUUCAUCAACCCGCUCAUCUACGUCGCAUUCGGCGUUGUGCUCUUUCGCGAGCGCCUCUCCGCAUGGCAGUGGGCGGCCAUGGGGCUUGCGACAACAGGCCUUGGCGUCAUAGCCGUUGCGUACGGCAAGUUUCCGUGGAUCGCGCUGACCGUCGCAUUGACGUUUGCCUUGUACGGACUCGUCAAGAAGACCGCACCGCUCUCGUCGUUCUACGGCCUGGCCGUCGAGACGCUGCUUUUGAGCCCAUUGGCUCUGGUCUACUUGAUUGUGGUUGACGCCAAGGGAAUGAACCCCGCGUUUGACCACGGCAGUGCUGGAACCCACGUCUUGCUUGUUGGUGCCGGCGUUUUCACGAUCAUCCCGCUCCUCUUCUUCUCGUCCGGCGCCAAGACCGUGCCCAUGACGCUGCUGGGCGUGCUGCAGUACAUCACCCCCAGCCUCCAGUUCCUCGUUGGCACUUGCAUCUACCACGAAGAACUCUCGAUGGCCAAGCUCGCAGGCUUCAUCCUUGUGUGGAUGGCGCUCCUCGUGUAUACACUUGAAAACCGGUGCUGCCGAUCGCUGCCGCCCGCGGACACGGGCGAUUCGAAGGACGAGACGUCGUUCCAUAGUGUCUAG
This is a messenger RNA of Saprolegnia parasitica CBS 223.65, 927 nucleotides long. RefSeq names its product RarD protein. The transcript has a single exon. Lineage: Eukaryota; Oomycota; Saprolegniomycetes; Saprolegniales; Saprolegniaceae. Gene Ontology annotation, cellular component: plasma membrane. The coding region runs from base 1 to 927 and encodes 308 amino acids. The record is from RefSeq and is a predicted model, not a curated record.